AUGAUGUCUGAAGAAGUGGAGACAACAACACCUGAGUAUUGGUUGAAGCGUUGGGAGGAUAAUCAAAUAGGAUGGCACAAAGACACCGUGAAUAGGUUUCUCAUCAAGUACGCCGAUGAGCUGACUCAAGGGCGAUCCAGCUCUCGAGUGUUCGUUCCAUUGUGCGGAAAAAGUCUGGAUAUCUUGUGGUUAGCGGACCAACAGCACAAUGUGGUGGGUGUAGAGCUAGCAAAGCAGGGAAUUGAGGAGUUCUUUAACGAAAACAAGCUGACUUUCAAGCUGGAGAAAGUUAAAAUCGCCUCUGCAACGUUAACAGAUCCCAUCGAUGUUUACAAGUGCGUGGAGAGGCAAAUAACCAUUUUCUGCUGCGAUUUAUUUACUCUGACAGCUGAGGACCUUGGUGGAGAAUUCGAUGCGAUAUGGGAUCGUGGCUCCUUAUCUGCAGUGCAACCUGGAGUAGGAGAUCGAGGCAAAAGAUACGCGAAACAUAUGCGAUCUUUUCUGGCAGCUAAUGGAAGGUAUAUGCUUGACAGUCUCCACUAUGAAAUUGAUCGCGGAAACAGACCACCUGCCAGCAUUUCCAAAGAGCUAAGGAACGACAUUUACGGAGAAGAUUUUUUCAUUAAAGAACUAGAGGUUGAAAGUAUUGGAAACGAUCCAAAUAGUCCUGCGCCCUUUACUAUGGACAAUUACUGCCAUUUGUUCACUCCAAAGGCUAAUUAAAAAUUUCACUUUAUAUUUAGCUUGUUAAUAUUUCAAGAAUGGAUGCAGGCGUCUGGAAGUGGGGUUCAUGAACCCACAUUCCCACUUGUGUUGCACAAGAAUUCGUAAUUCUGCACUUUUUUUAUAGACUGUUCAGAGUCCUCUAUUUUUCUGUAAGAUCAUUUAGAUCAAGCGUUUUGUGUUAUGUGCUGCCAUCUUGCAUGAGUGUCAAAACUACUUAGGGGGCAGGGGCGGUUUGGAAGGAAGCGAGAAAAAUAGAGGGACUGUAAUAACAUCACUGCAGCUCGCGUUCAGGAGGCAUGACAGGAAUUUCACGCCUUUCACAAUUAAUUAAUUAAGAAACUCUGCAGGUGAUGAAAAACAUGCCAGACACAUUUAGCAUCCAUUACGUGUGUUUUCAAAUAUCUCCUUGCGAAACAGUGAUUUUAUAAUAUUCCUGGGCCAUUCCUUGAAAUAAAGUCAGCAAACAUGCACAAGAAAACAUUUUCCUUAUCAAAAUACCAAAAAUCCUUUGUGUGUUUGUGCAAGAUGUGCCUUAUGGUAUGAAAGCGUACUUUUAUGGAAACGUCGACUUGUCAAUGUUGGCAAAAUGCAAAUUAAAACUAUUGUCUAAUGACCAAUCAAUCCAUGCGAAAAUUUGUGAGCGGCAAACUCCGAUAGCUCAGUUGGAAUGAUGAGAUUGAAGGAGCAGAAUAUAUCUUCAUAGGACUAUGAAUAACAUUCUGAUGACUUUUUCAAAGCCGGUCGGCAAAAGUCGAUCCUGCAAAUAUCCACAAGAGUGGUUAAUAACCAAACUCUCCUGCUGCCUGCUUGGUUGCUGCUCACAACAUUAACGUCAUCUUUGAAUUUCAAAAAGUAUUAUGCACGCAUGCGCAUUCUGUUUUUGUCUAGGUGUUUCUUGCCCGUUCACCUCGGAUACGUCACCGAAACGAAUUGACCGAGAGGGACUGGGAAAACGCCGUAUAGGGACUAGGCAAAGCUGCAGUGAUGUUAUUACAGCCCCUCUAUUUUUGUUGCCCCUCCCCCCCCCCAGAGGUAUAAUCCCCGACGCCCGCCCCCUCGGUACAUUUGAAAAUCAAAAUACCCUUGACGGUAAGAUGCGGUAUAUCUAAACGACCUCACGAAAAAAUAGGGCACUGUGAACAGUCUAUUUUUUUUAUCACAAUCCCUACUCCAUUUUUUCCCAAAAAAUACAUUAAAAAAGGCUAAUUUCAGCCAGAACUAAUCAUGUAAUAAUAAAUAUGCAGUGUAGAAUGGCCCUUUGAGAUGUUAAAAUGACAUUUUCAUGUGUUUCAGACUCAAACUCAAAUUUAUUGUGGAACUUAUAGUGCCAGUCAUCUUGUGUUGUUAUGGAGAAAGCGUCAACACCAUAGUCUGCUUUUUCCACUUUAGUGUACAUUGCCUAGCAGAACUGUGCAUUUUUCUUUGUGGUGUGGUAUGGGGAAGCCUUGGUUGUGGCUGCCUGAAAGAGCAACACCAAAACUUUGACCAGACUUGUCAAGUCUCACUACUUUGUCAUGAUUCUUACAAUUUCGUGACCUAUCUCAUGCUCUCAUGAAUUUGCAAAUGAUUUCUCAAGCUUCGUGGAAAAGUCAAACUCCAAAAACUUUUUGGAGCUGCAGGGUUAUUUUUUAAGUUAGAUGUCAAUAGAUAGCCAACUGAAUCCAAAAACAAAGGCUUAGUGGUCACGUUUGAUAACAUUCUUUUAGCCUCCUGUGACUUGCUGCGGCCACCAAAUGUGCAGACUCACUGUUUCCCUUUUUUCAAGAUUGCCGCCAACAAACAUGGCCAUGUUGUCUCUUCAGCAGUGACAAAUAGGAAAGUGAUAUAUUAUUAUUAUUAUUACUAUUAAUAAUUAAUAUUAUUAUCAUUAUUAUUAUUCAGGAAAUAUUUCUGUUAAUUGGUUCACUUCAAGUAUCUAUCUGUGAGAGUCCAAAGAUGAGGUAGUGUCAUGAGUGUUGUUGAGACUAAUCAACAACACCCCCUCCCCACAAAAGUCAAAUUAUCAUCCACUUAGGAAAGGAGGGUUGGGUGAUGGGAGGGGGAGAGGUUUGUUUUUUGUGAUGGAGAAUCAAGGACCAAAAUCUCAAAUAGACUUUGUCACAGGCAUCCCAUGAAUUUCAAGCAAAAUCCAGGCGUGGAUCUAGGAUAAAUACUGACCGAUUAACUAAACGAGCGCCGAAGGUGCAAGCUUCUCGCUGGGUAUGGGGGCGGGCUUCCCCAGGGAAUUGUUUAGAUCACAUCCCUGGAAAUGCCAUUAGGGAGUGCAACCCUAGGGGGUCUAUGAGCAAAAUUUUUGGCAUAAAAACAAGCAUGUAAACUAACAACGAUCAAGCUUUUCAUGAAAAUCACUUUUAUUUCAAGCUGGCUCUUUCUUUCCUAAAUAACAAUGUGCCUUUAUGUUAAUACUUUGUGUAUCCGAUAUGUCAAUCCAUAUACUCUAUAGUCCCAUUUAAUGUUGAUGUGAUGCCCAUCUACCAUCCUGAUGCUCAUGCAUGACAACUUCUUGAGUCUAUUUUGUUGAUUGGAGAUUUGAGGCCAAACUUAAAAUGACAAAGCAAAAUCGUGCCGAGUGAAAAACUUUACCUGUACUAGCACCCGGGGGGGGCACUUGGGUAUUUUUUGGGUGGGUAUGUGCAAUACAAUACAAUACAAUACAAUGUUCUUUAUUUUGAGAGGGUAGAUAUACAUGAUUAACCCAGUUAAGAGUUUUCUAACACAUGGCCCUCUGGGACUCCAAAUUGACUCCACAUGUGCCGCCCGGGACUCCAAAUUGGCACCCCGUUCUAGAAAUAAUUUCCCCUAAAAUUGAUACCCCGUUCUAGAAAUAGGCCAAUUUUUUAUACCCCGUUCUAGAAUUCGCCCUAAAACUAACACCCCGUUCUAGAAAUGGGCCAAUUUUUUAUACUCCGUUCUAGGGUGCAACAAGACAGAACAAGAGUACAACGGUUUGCUUGUCAACGCACUGAACCGUAUUUUUAAAAGCAAUCUGUCCUUGAAUGCUUUCAAAUGGCUGCUUACAAAAGUGGAGAGCUUUCGUGCGUUCGAAAUAUUAUACCCCGUUCUAGAAACCGCGUCUGAAAUGGAUACCCCGUUCUAAACCAGGAGCUUCAAAAUCACGACCCCUUUGGGCGGCACAUACCCGUAUAGUUAAUGUAUGGGAGUAUACCCCCGGGACUAGCACCAACUAGCACUAAUUAAGUCCACAGUGCUCUCGACGAGAGGUUUGGGUACGAGAUUAUCAGUGAAUGGACAGUUUGGACCGCUACAUCGGCACGCCACUAUUUACGUAGCAUCAUUGGAAGUAAAGAAUUUGCAAAUUGUCCAAGGUGAUGUCUGUAGAGGAGGAAACAACCAAACCUGACUAUUGGGAGAAACUCUGGAAGGAUGAUGACAUCGGGUGGCAUGCAGACACCGUUCAUAAGUUUCUCAUAAAAUACGCGGAUGAGUUGACUCGGGGGCGGUCGAACCUGCGAGUGUUCGUUCCAUUGUGCGGAAAAACCGUGGAUAUGUUAUGGUUAGCGGAUCAAGGCCACAAUGUCGUGGGUGUAGAGUUAGCCAAGCAGGCAGUCGAGGAUUUCUUUCAAGAGAACAAGCUGACCUUCAAGCUGGAAAAAGUUAAAAUCGUCGCAGCAACGGAUCCAAUCGACGUAUACAAAUGCGUGGAGAAGCAAAUAACCAUUUUUUGCUGCGAUUUAUUUGCUCUCACAGUGGACGCUGUCGGUGGAGAAUUCGAUGCGAUAUGGGAUCGUGGUUCUUUAGUCGCAAUGCAGCCUGCAGUUGGUAAUGGAGGCAAAAAGUACACGAAACACAUGCGAUCCCUUCUAGCCGCCGAUGGAAGGUACAUGUUGGAGAGCCACCACUAUGAACUUGACCGGGGGAACAAACCACCUGCCAGCAUUUCCGAAGAGCUCAGAAACGCAAUUUAUGGAGAAGACUUUAUAAUAAAAGAAUUGGAGGUGGAGAGUUUUGCAGAAGAUCCAAAUAGGCAGGGAUUUGGUUUUGCUUUCAACAUGCACUACCAUUUGUUAACCCCAAAGGCAAAUUAA
Molecule: messenger RNA, 4772 nt
Organism: Porites lobata
Lineage: Eukaryota; Metazoa; Cnidaria; Anthozoa; Scleractinia; Poritidae
Source: the annotation of a GenBank genome assembly